AUGACCCAACCACCGCCGUUUCACUCCUUGCCACUGUACGCUCACGCUCACGAUCUAACCACCGCUGUUUCCCAGCCACCAUCAUCGACCGCCGUUUCCGAAGGUUUUCGACCGCCGUUUCCGUUCGUUUUUCCGCCGUUUCAAACCAAACCUCAGUCGCCGCUCACAAUCACCAUCGCGCCAAACCUCAGCCGCCGAUUGUUAUCUUCUGUAACUACAAUUAUCCCUCGAGCAGCACCACCUGUUACUCAUCUGCAGGAUGCUAAUCAAGGUGUGACUGAUACCGUUCCGACUCCGAUAGUUAUAAUUGACCAAGACUCUGAUCCAAAUGCAACUGUGGUGAAGAUAACUUUUGGUCAUCGGCUUGGAGCUCUCCUUGACACGAUGAGUGCAUUAAAAAGCUUAGGUCUCAAUGUUGUUAAGGCAAAUGUCUUUUUGGAUUCUUCUGGAAAACACAACAAGUUUUUCAUCACAAAAGCUGAUACUGGCAGAAAAGUCGAAGAUCCAGAGUUGUUAGAAGCAAUUUGUUUGACAAUUAUAAAUAAUCUGAUUCAGUAUCACCCGGAAUCAAGUUCUCAGUUAGCAAUGGGAGUGGCUUUUGGACUUCUACCUCCGAAAGAGCAGGUGAUGAAUGUCUAUACUUUUCAGUUUCAGUUUGUAUUUGCAUUGUUUAGUCUACACUUGUUUAUGUACGGUUGCAAUUUAUAUAUGUGGAAAGCGACAAGAAUAAAUCAUAAUUUCAUAUUUGAAUUCUCGCCGACCACGGCGCUAAAGCAUAGAGAUGCUUUUCUGAUUUGUACUGCCUUCAUGACUGCUGUGGUUGGAGCGAUGGUCUUGCACCUUCUUCUAAGGGUUGCGGGGUUUUUUCCUGGCAAUGUUGACGCCAUUCCCGGAAUUCUACUUCUGUUUUUCAUAGCUAUGCUCAUUUGCCCAUUAGACAUUUUCUAUCGUCCAACUCGAUUCUGCUUCAUCCGCGUUAUUCGUAACAUUAUCUGUUCUCCUUUUUAUAAGGUUCUUCUGGUGGAUUUUUUUAUGGCUGAUCAACUAACUAGUCAGAUACCAUUGCUAAGACAUUUGGAAACAACGAGUUGUCACAUUUUAUCCCGGGUUUUCAAAACGCACCACCCUGAAACCUGUAGUUCCGGAAGAUUAUACAUGGAAAUAACCUACAUUAUCUCAUUUUUGCCAUAUUUUUGGCGUGCCCUUCAGUGUGUAAGAAGAUGGUAUGAUGACAGUGAUGUUGCGCAUUUGGCGAACAUGGGGAAGUAUAUCUCUGCAAUGGUUGCAACAGGAGCUAGAGGAUUUCUUAAUCCUAACUCAAGAAAUGCAUGGCUAAGAGAUGAUUUAGUUUUGAAGAAUAAAAGCAUAUACUACAUGUCUAUGGCAUUAAAUGUUGUGUUAAGAGUGACUUGGACAGAAACUGUUAUGCAUUUCAAAGUUGGGCCUAUUCAAACAAGGUUGUUGGGUUUUAUGUUAGCUUCAUUGGAUUUUAUGUCUACCGAAGAUUUUAUAUUGGUAAUUUAA
This is a messenger RNA of Vicia faba (fava bean), 1524 nucleotides long. The record is from the annotation of a GenBank genome assembly. NCBI's taxonomy places the organism in Eukaryota, Viridiplantae, Streptophyta, Magnoliopsida, Fabales, Fabaceae.